AUGGCCUCUGCCUUGUUCUCUGCACCAACCUUCCAAGGCUUAAGGCCACUAAACAAGCCCACUGACUCCGCUCUCCUACCAAAAGCAAGCUUCUACAAGCCCAUCACCAUGAAAACCAACAAAAGAGUAGGAGUCAUCAAAUCAGAGCUGAACCCAUCUCUGGUGAUAAGCCUGAGCACAGGCUUGUCUCUGUUCCUGGGAAGGUUCGUGUUCUUUAACUUCCAAAGAGAGAACGUGGCUAAACAGGUCCCCGAGCAGAAUGGAAUCACUCAUUUUGAGGCAGGGGAUUCAAGGGCCAAGGAGUACGUGAGCCUGCUGAAAUCAAAUGACCCAGUUGGAUUCAACAUAGUGGAUGUGCUUGCAUGGGGUUCUAUCGGACAUAUUGUUGCUUACUAUGUCCUUGCCACCUCUAGCAAUGGCUAUGAUCCCAGCUUCUUUGGCUGAUCUGUUUUUAUUAAUGUUUUCUACUGUAAUAUAUAUAAUUCCUUUUCAUGCUGCACUGAUUCAUGUUUUUAUGAUACUACCUGGGAAGUCAAGCCUACCUAUCAUCUUCUUAUCUAAUUCAAGGGUUCAUGUGCUUUUUAAUGUU
Molecule: messenger RNA, 589 nt
Organism: Daucus carota subsp. sativus
Lineage: Eukaryota; Viridiplantae; Streptophyta; Magnoliopsida; Apiales; Apiaceae
Product: photosystem I reaction center subunit V, chloroplastic
Exons: 1
Coding region: 1-444 (147 amino acids)
Biological process (GO): photosynthesis
Cellular component (GO): photosystem I; chloroplast thylakoid membrane
Source: RefSeq, a predicted model, not a curated record